Aspergillus steynii IBT 23096 is the source of this 1077-nucleotide messenger RNA. RefSeq names its product inosine/uridine-preferring nucleoside hydrolase. The record is from RefSeq and is a predicted model, not a curated record. The transcript is spliced from 4 exons. Gene Ontology annotation, molecular function: hydrolase activity, hydrolyzing N-glycosyl compounds. Bases 1 to 1077 code for a protein of 358 amino acids. NCBI's taxonomy places the organism in Eukaryota, Fungi, Ascomycota, Eurotiomycetes, Eurotiales, Aspergillaceae.
AUGAGAUGGCUUCGUGAAAUCAUUGACGAGAUCUUUGAGCUGGGAGCGCUUCGCUGUCUUGCUUUUGCAUUAGCUGCAUUCGCUGGAGCGUGGUACCUAGAGAAAAGCUCUUACCACGAAGGUCUGAUUGUGGACACAAACUUUUUCAGCGACGCUGGCGACGCUGGUGCUCUUCUGCUGGCUAGUACCCAUCCAGACGCCAACCUACUCGGAGUCAACGUCAAUUACCCCUCGGUAACAUCUGCCUUAGCAGUUAAAAAUAUUUUGGGCUACUAUGGUGAACUCUCUGUUCCCGUUGGGCUUCACCCAGGCGCCCAAAACUUCACGAUUCUUCAUAGGAUUCAAGUCGAUGAUGGAGAUCUCGCGGCCAGGUUGAUGUGGGGUUGGCAGAGAUACAGCCCCCGAACCUCCCAAAACAAUGAUAGGGUUCCCAUCACUCCAUCCUUGGACAUGUACCGUAGCGUUUUGGCUCGUGCAAAGCGCAAGGGCAUCACGAUUGUGAGCAUUGGGUUUCUCGAUGAUCUUUCUGACCUUCUCAACUCCCCUGGGGAUACGUACUCUUCUCUUCUGGGAUACGAUCUAGUCAAACGGAAGGUCAAAGAGCUCGUCAUUAUGGGAGGCCAAUACCCCUUCGGUCAAGAGUCCAACUUUCUCUACAACCCAGGGGCCGCAGCCAAUGUCGUCCGCAAUUGGCCUAGCAAGAUUGUGUUCUCAGGCUCUGAGCUAGGUCGACAUGCCCUCUCCGGGGCCAGACUGACGACUGAGGCCAGGUUUGGCGAUCCAGUCAUGACAGCAUACUGGUGGAAAAAUGGGUACAACCGUUCUCAAGAAUCCUGUGACCCGCUGACGAUGCUCUAUGCUAUCGAAGGGCCCGGUGAGAUGUUUGAAUAUGCAGGCACAGACGGUCUGAAUUCUGUUUUCUUGGACGGAAUCAAUGUCUGGGUCGAAGCUAAAGGAGACUACAAGCAGGCCUACCUGAAGCUGAAGGUCUCCAAUGAGACGGCAGCGGCCAGACUUGACGACCUGUUUGUUCAGGGUGCGGCCCUGUAUGCCAAAGAACGGCCCAACUUGGUCUAG